Molecule: messenger RNA, 915 nt
Organism: Aspergillus fijiensis CBS 313.89
Lineage: Eukaryota; Fungi; Ascomycota; Eurotiomycetes; Eurotiales; Aspergillaceae
Gene: rsmA
Product: putative bZIP transcription factor (Fcr3)
Exons: 3
Coding region: 1-915 (304 amino acids)
Cellular component (GO): RNA polymerase II transcription regulator complex
Molecular function (GO): transcription cis-regulatory region binding; DNA-binding transcription activator activity, RNA polymerase II-specific
Source: RefSeq, a predicted model, not a curated record
AUGGAUUAUUCCUUCUAUUCUACUCCCAACUCGCAGCAGCAGCCUUAUCCACUAUACAACCUACACGGGCUACCCGCCCCGGACCAGGUGCCUCGUGCUGAAGAUGCCCAGGGCACUUUUCCUCAUGGAUCACAUAAUUACCAGCCCUUCGAUCCGAAUUUACGCUUCACGGAUGCUCAUGGCAUUCCUUCUUUUGUCCCUCCCCCGCAUUCGCCGCCCGAAUCCCUGACCAAGCAAUCGGUGUCCAGCAGCGAUGUCGCCAACCCCCACUUCGACCGGGCUUCCCUGGAGGCCGAUGAUCUUCCUGUCGACUUCAACCCGGGCCGAAGUAGCAGCGAGGAGAAGGAUAGCGUGACACCAGCACAGUCUAAGCGGAAGGCACAGAAUAGAGCUGCUCAGCGCGCAUUUCGCGAACGCAAGGAACGGCAUGUGCGCGAGCUUGAGGAGAAAGUCAACAAUCUAGAGCAGGAAUCUAACACCCUAAUGGCGGACAACGAGCGACUCAAGCGCGAGCUGGCCAGAUUCACCACGGAAAAUGAGAUCCUCAAGGCGACGUCCGGCUCGUUCCGGCCGCCUAACCAGCAAUCUAUGGGUUCGGAACCGACGACGACUGGACCGCUGCAAUAUUCACCCACCGAUUUCAACCCGGGCUCCGACUCCACGGGCGAGCUUCCGCCGCGCCACAGAGUGACCACCUGUCAGGUCACCGGUGAGCGGCUCCUGGAUGCCGGAGCCACUUGGGAAUAUAUCCAAGAACAUGAGCUUUUCAAGCGAGGGUCGCUGAACAUUGCAGACGUCUACCAACGGCUCAAGGGCGCGGCUCAGUGUGAUGGCACGGGUCCGGCCUUCCGCGAGAGCGAGGUGCGCAAGGCCAUCGAGGAGAGCUCUGCCGCAUGCAGUGACGAGUUGAUAUGA